Hibiscus syriacus is the source of this 3930-nucleotide messenger RNA. RefSeq names its product phosphatidate phosphatase PAH2-like. Gene Ontology annotation, molecular function: phosphatidate phosphatase activity. The transcript is spliced from 11 exons. NCBI's taxonomy places the organism in Eukaryota, Viridiplantae, Streptophyta, Magnoliopsida, Malvales, Malvaceae. The coding region runs from base 151 to 3543 and encodes 1130 amino acids. The record is from RefSeq and is a predicted model, not a curated record.
GUAGUUGCAGAAUUCAAAGCUUUAGACUUUUUUGAGUUAGAUUUCCCGUUGAUCCUACUUGUCAAAAGGCAGUCCAUUGAGAUUCUGAAUUAUGGUUGAAUUUUCAAGUGUUUGAGAUCUGGAUAGUGUUAGAAAUUCAAAGGGAGGAGAAUGUACGCGGUGGGGCGGCUAGGUAGCUAUAUUUCCCGAGGUGUUUAUACGGUGUCUGGUCCCUUUCAUCCUUUUGGAGGUGCAGUAGAUAUAAUUGUAGUGGAACAACCAGAUGGGAGCUUCAAAUCCUCGCCUUGGUAUGUUCGGUUUGGUAAAUUUCAAGGGGUUUUAAAGACAAGGGAAAAGGUGGUUAGCAUUUCUGUUAAUGGCGUCGAAGCAAAUUUCCACAUGUUUCUUGAUCAUAAAGGGGAAGCUUACUUUUUGAGGGAGGUAGAUGGUGAAGAAGGGGAAUCUGAUGGUGUCCCUUUUCCCUCUGGAUACGAAACAGAUGAGCCUAUGUCUGCUGAUAGGAUGCCAAUGAAGUCCAAAAGUUUCAACUAUGUUGCUGAUAAGUCUAACUCUGUGGGUGAAGUUGAUGUGAGCAAUGGGAAGAUUUUGGCUAGGACUAAUUCCCGGAGGUCACGGAUAUUUGGAUUUUUUGGACGGAGGUCGACGACAAAGGAGAAUGGUUACAAGGAGGGUGUUGAUGAUGCUGGUGUAAUGAGGUUAGAUUCGUUGGAGCGUGCUGAUAUUGCUGCUGACCUGUUGGAGGUGAAGUGGUCUACCAAUCUUACCUCUAAUAGAUCAAAUAUUAAUGCGUUCAGAUUAUCUUCUAUGAAUGAUUCACUGGAUAAUAAAGGUUCUGAAGAGCAUACAGGGAUUAACUGUGAAGAAAACUGGUUUCCCUCUUCUGCAUAUGAUGAGGAAGGGCAAAAUAACAAUGAAGAAAAUCGAUUUAACUCUUCUGUACACAAUAAGGAGGAAAAUAGCAUCAGUUGCCAGACAUUACUAGAGGAAACUGAAUGCUGUAAUGAGCAAAAGGUCAGUUCUCAUUCUGGCCUUGAGAACCUAGAGUAUUCUGUUGAGGAAGCUAGCAUACGAGUGUCUAAGCUGCAAAUUGUUGAAACCCCAUCAUUAGGUGAAGGUUUCGCAGAAGAUAAAUGCAAAGUAAUAACCAAUAUUUCAGGAAGUAUUGAUAAUCUUAGUGUUGGAAAUUGGGAUCACAAUGAGAAUGAGAUGGGUGCUGUCUCAGGGAUGAGUGGUCCUGAUAUGCCAAGUCAACAUAACAUUGAAGCAUCAACGGACGAGCAGUUUGAUGAAGAACUGGUCUGCCACGAAAGGAAUGUUGUUUUACCGGUCUCGGGUAAUUCCAAUAAGGAAGUUGUUCCAGAGAGUCUUCAAUCUUUUGUUUUCCCCAAAACAUCAGAAUGCUCAGGAAUAACAUUGGAUGGUUCAGGUGAACAAACAAUUCAAACAAUGAGCAUUUCUGAUGUAGGAAAUGGGAAAAUACAUAUUCAUGCCGAAACGCUGGUUACAACAAUUGAGCUAGUGCCAGAGGUUACAGUUCUUAAGCAAAAGGAGGACAUGGAGUUGGAUUCUGAAGGGAUAUUAAAAGUCUCAGAAUCCUGCUCUCAAAUGGUUAGUGUUGACCCUGUAAUUGGUUUGGAAGAAAUGAAGUUACACAACUUUCAUACCACUUCCACCAUCAGUGAUUCGGCUGAUCAAGCUGAAGAUGAUAAAAAUACCAAGGACGUUGUCCAAUAUUCUUUGGACUCUGUUGAUGAUUGCUAUCAUGAUCGUGACCCAAAGAGAAGUACUCCACCAUCAGAGAGUUCCGAGGAUGAACAAUUCCUUUUCAGUGAUCUUGAUGGAUUGGGACUUUUUGAGCCAGAUUCUGUAAAUAAAGAUCUUCAUCCUUCAACUUGUACAGAAAAUGAAGGAAGUGAUUUAUGUAAUGUUAAUAAUGAGUCAUAUUUAAAUCCAGAUAAUUUUGUUCAGGAGAAUUCAUCCAAUGAUCUGGAAUACUCAGUAGGAAAAUCAAGGAGCAAUCCUAUUAGUAUUUCUAGAAAUCAUAGAUUAGCUGGUGAGAAUGAUGGGUUGCAGGUGGAGUCCCUCCCUAAUAUGUGGUCUCCUGAUGUCAUCUUUGAUGCUAACAGCCAUCUUCCUGUCAGCCAUUCUCUGGACUCAAAUUCUGAAACCAUGAAGUGGACAUCGAUCAGGAAAGAUGAUUCGAGCCAUAUAAGGUCAGAUGCAGACGAGGAACAACCAUUAGAACAUGAAAGGUCUAGUAGUGAGGGGAGCGAAACUUCAGGGAAGCCGAAAAAUACUCCUAAUAAUCCUGCUGUUGAGAUAUCUCUUUGCAAACACUUACUAUUUGAAGGGAUGGGGGCUGAAGCUGCUUGUCAAGUAUUUGAAGCUGAAAAACUGGAUAGCAAAAAGUUUAGCUCUUUAGGUCCUGCUGUUGUGAAGAAUGAUAGGCUUGUUGUUCGAGUCGGUGGCCGUUACUUUCCAUGGGAUGAAGCAGCCCCCAUUAUUUUAGGGAUGGUUACAUUUGGAAGUGAAGAAAUAUUUGAACCCAAAGGCAUGAUACCUGUUGACAGAGUGGAGAAAUCCAUUGAAGGAGAUCCAUCAAAAGACGUGUCCCGUAGUGGUAGCUGGAGGCUUUGGCCUUUUUCUUUGAAAAGAUCAAGAUCUAGGAACACUGUACAACCGGCUACAGCUGAGACCAUAGGUUUGGAUGCUGAGAAUGCUGCAGAUGUUACUGUUGCCAGCAAUGAUGAUAAACAUAUGCUUAAACCCAAUCAGAUGAAGAAGAUGAUCAGGGCAAUCACUCCUACCUCUGAACAGCUGGCUUCAUUAAACAUAAAGGACGGGAUGAAUCAUAUAACCUUCACAUUUUCGACCCCUAUGCUAGGGAAGCAACAGGUUGAUGCGAGAAUCUAUUUGUGGAAAUGGAACACUCGUGUAGUAAUAUCAGACGUCGAUGGGACAAUUACAAAAUCAGAUGUUCUUGGCCAGUUCAUGCCUUUGGUCGGGAUAGAUUGGUCACAAACAGGUGUUGCACAUUUGUUUUCAGCUAUUAAGGAAAAUGGCUAUCAAUUGCUUUUCCUUAGUGCACGUGCAAUAUCCCAGGCAUAUAUCACUAGACAAUUUUUGGUCAAUCUUAAGCAGGAUGGUAAGGCUUUACCAGAUGGGCCAAUUGUAAUUUCCCCUGAUGGGCUUUUUCCAUCCCUAUAUCGAGAAGUUAUUAGAAGAGCUCCUCACGAGUUUAAGAUCGCGUGUUUAGAGGAGAUUAAGGCGUUGUUUCCAUCUGAUUGCAAUCCAUUCUAUGCUGGUUUUGGGAAUAGAGACACUGAUGAAAUCAGCUAUGUUAAGGUUGGAAUCUCGAGAGGGAAAAUCUUCAUUAUAAACCCGAAGGGUGAGGUUGCUGUGAACCGUCGUGUUGACACAAAAUCUUAUAGUUCCCUUCAUGCUCUUGUUCAUGGCAUGUUUCCACCAACGACUUCAUCCGAGCAGGAAGAUUUUAAUUCAUGGAAUUUCUGGAAAUUGCCACCUCCUGUCAUUGACAUGUGAGGUUUUCUACUAGAAUAUGUUGCGUUAGCAUUCAGUUACCGAGAUAAAUGGUUCUGGAGCUAUCCAGGUAUAUUUUGAUGUCAAUGUUGCCUGCACUUCCUGAGAUCUCACCAGCUACCACCAUUAAAUGUUUAUAACAAGAUUACACUUGCAUACGUAAUCAUGGCUGCUUGAAGUAACCUCCUCCAUGCUCUUGAAAGUGCAGGGCUGGCCAACUCUGGGUUGUUCAAAGUAAUUUAUAUGAAAUUUGCAUGGAAUCUCAGGUUUUAUAUUGGCUUCACUGUAGUUGGUUUUGUAGUUUUGUAUAGUGAAUUCUUGUGAUUCUAAAAACAGUUGAAACAUGUAUACAUUCAUGGGAGAAAAGGGCAGCUUUAAUUUUUGUUCAUA